CACUAUCUAUCAUUCCAAAAUUCUUCGAUUUUUGAUUUUCUCCUGAAAUCUCGAUUUCAAAAACCCUAAGAGAUUUCUAAAACUCCGUUUCAAAUCCUUUCCGUGUUCGGAUGCAGAUCGCCGGAGGUGAGUAAUCUCGGUUAUUUUCCGAAUUACUAUGCCGCGGAAAGCUCAGCUGCAGCUUCCGGCGUCUCGUCGCGGCGGCGUGUGGUUUCGAUGGAAGCUAAUCACUGCUCUCUCCGCCGCGUUAUGCAUCCUCGUUCUCAUCAGUUUACACCGUCAUUCUCGUUCCAGUGUCACACUGCCGUCGCUCUCCGCCGCGAGAUCUCGAAUUCCGCUCGGAAAAUACUCCGGCGACCGACCGAAGAUCUCUUUCCUUUUCCUGGCUCGCCGUGAUCUGCCACUCGAUUUUCUUUGGGAUAGAUUCUUCAAGGGUUCAGAUCAGAGGAAUUUCUCAAUCUAUGUACAUUCAAUACCUGGUUUCGUAUUCGAUGAAGGCACCACGCGAUCACAUUUCUUCCACAAUAGGCAAUUGAAGAAUAGCAUCGAGGUAGUUUGGGGAGAAUCAAGCAUGAUUGCAGCAGAGAGAUUGUUGCUUGCAUCUGCCUUGGAGGAUCCUUCAAAUCAAAGAUUUGUUCUUUUGUCUGAUAGCUGUGUUCCUUUGUACGACUUUGGUUACAUAUACAGAUACCUAAUGUCUUCACCGAAAAGCUUUGUAGACAGUUUCCUAGAUUCUAAAGAUCAGCGCUACACCAUGAAAAUGUUUCCUGUCAUACCGAAGGAGAAAUGGCGAAAAGGAUCUCAGUGGAUAUCAUUGAUCAGAAGCCAUGCAGAGGUCAUUGUUAAUGACGAUACUGUGUUUCCAGUUUUUCAGAAAUUUUGCAAGCGAUCUCUACCUCUGGAUCCCAGAAAGAAAUGGCUUUAUCUUAAACACAGACGUCACAAUUGCAUCCCUGAUGAACACUACGUGCAAACUCUGCUUACAAUGCGCGGCUUGGAAAGUGAAAUGGAACGGAGAACAGUGACAUACACUACAUGGAAUCUAUCAGCAAAAAAAGCUGAAGCCAAAUCUUGGCAUCCUCUUACUUUCACAUCUGACAAUUCCGGGCCAGAGGAAUUACAAGGAAUAAAGAAAAUCAACCAUGUAUAUUAUGAAUCGGAGUAUCGAACAGAAUGGUGCAGAGCGGAUUCGAAACCUGUACCGUGCUUUCUCUUUGCGAGGAAGUUCACUAGAGGAGCUGCAAUGCGGCUUUUGAGUGAAGGAUUAGUAGAAUCAUCAACAGAUACAACCACAACAACCCUUUGAAUGCAAAAAAAGGGUAAGUAAGCAAAAGUUAUAUAAAACUAAGAAAGACGAAACCAACAGAAAACUGACAUCAGGAAAGCGGUUUAACUUAGAGCAUAUACAAGUGAAGCAUACAGAUAGUAACAUUAGUUGAUCAUACGACGUUUAGUUUAGUACAAACUACACCCUUCUUGGAUUUUUUUUUUUUCUUUUUCUUUAUAUGUAUUUUUAAUAAAACGGCAAUUCCUAAUACAAAUGUUUUGCAAU
Eutrema salsugineum is the source of this 1552-nucleotide messenger RNA. RefSeq lists its product as uncharacterized. The transcript is spliced from 10 exons. Gene Ontology annotation, cellular component: membrane. The record is from RefSeq and is a predicted model, not a curated record. The coding region runs from base 158 to 1306 and encodes 382 amino acids. Gene Ontology annotation, molecular function: glycosyltransferase activity. Lineage: Eukaryota; Viridiplantae; Streptophyta; Magnoliopsida; Brassicales; Brassicaceae.